CGUCGCUCGUUGUUUGUGUGUAUGUUCUGUUUCUUUUGACGCGUUCUCCGUUGCCCCAGCCGCGUGCAAUGUGACAUUGAAGGAAGCGAACGACGGAGAGAGGCCUCCUCCUGCGAGACGGGGCGCCGAGGAGCGAAUGCGACUCGCCCGGUAACCUACAUAACGCGCACCCAAGAAGCGGCUGCAGGCUCGGCCCACCGACGAAAAAAAAGAGACGGAUGCGUACGGGCCCGUGGCUGUACCGUGGCCCAGCAAGGAAGAAGGACUGCGCGUCACCGCUAGCUUUCGGCCGUUGUCGUCGCUUGUUUCGUGCCGAGGCGGCCGGACGGCGCGUCACGCGUGUGUGAGCGCCCGUCCCGUGUGCGUGUUUGUGUGUGUGCGCGCGCUGCUGCGCAGUUUUCUUUUUUUCGCCUCGACGAGCGGUGUUUACCCCGGUCCGACGUAGAGAGGGAACAAUGAAUUUCGCGCAUCCGCUGCCUCGCUGUAGCUGUGGCGAUCCGGCGACGCUGUUUCCGCGGCUCCAUCGGUACUCCGUCAACACGUCGUCGUCGUGGUCGGGCCGCACCUUCGAGUAGCGAGCGGCUCGUGUGAUUGUGCGCGCUCUGUGGUGCGUGCGUGAUCGCCGACUCACCGUCGUCCCCACAACGUCGUAGACCUCCUCUCCGCGCUGUUACACCACCACCAGCUGUUUUUUUUCUUCUGCCAGCCAGGAAAAGAGUAGGCGGUGGCGACGGUCUUUCUUUCUUUUGUUGUUGUUGUUGUUGAGGGUCAAGCGGGAGUGAGUGGUCGUCCAGAGCGGACGCCUGUGUAGCAACAACAAACAACUGUGUGUGUGAAACCGCGCGCGCGCGCGCUUGGCAGUGUUUGCCGAUCUCUCGAAGGUCGGCGGCGGUUUACCAGUACCGCCCAGCGCAGCGCAUAUUCGUCGCGUCGUCGGCGCGUUCCUUCGGAGAGCGAGAGCCGACGCCAGCAGGCCGCUUGUCAAGGCAGCCGAACGCGCUCGCGCACCUUCCCAUGUCGCUGUCAUCGGCGCCGCCGACGACCGCAGCUACUACGCUAUGCAUUCUUCGAAUUCCUCACCGCCUUCGUCGUCGACGCGUCGGCGCAGCGGCGGAGGCAGUCAUCACCCGGGAUCCUUCUUCACGAUUCCACGAUGGAUGGGCGGCGGUGGCAGCGGCGGCAGCAAGAAGCAGCUGCAGUACCGAAGCCUGCGAUCGCUCGAGGACCCGACGCCCACGUCGACGACGACUUCGGGGCGUCGCAAGCGUCCCAGCCUCUUCGAUCAGAUGGUGAAGCGCUUCUUCACGCCUCACGUCGGUCACCACCAGCGAGGCGGGACGUCGUCGGAGUCGUCGUGGAACGGGGUCGUCAAGUACCCGGCGCCCUCUCGAAGCGGUUCUCUGAGGGACCUCCGGACUCGGGCCGUAGGCGGGGACCCCGGUGGCGGGGAUGACACCUUCUUCGCGGGCAACGGAGGCAAGAAACACCAGCCGGACGGCGCCGCCGGAUCGGCCCUGUCUCGGACCGCGGUUCCCGCCGUGGCCGGGAUUCGGAACGAAGGCAACACCUGCUUCAUGAACGCCGUGCUCCAGUGUCUGAGCAACACGGACGCCUUCGCCGAGUACCUAGUCUCCGGCAGCUACCGCGAGGACCUGGCGCGAGCCAAGGGUCGCGGGGGCUUCGCGACGCCGUCGGCGCGCGUCACCGAACAGUUGGCGCACGUAUUGGGCGCCCUGUGGUCUUGCCGUACGGAGGGCGACUUCGCGGCCCGCUUCAAGGCUUGCGUCGAGAAGCACGGCAGCCAGUAUCAAGGCAGCGAGCAGCACGACGCCCAGGAGUUCCUCAUGUGGCUUUUGGAUAAAGUUCACGAGGAGUUGCUCGCCGACGACGCGACGACGUCGGGUGGUGGUGGUGGUGGAAGUUCGUCGUCGACGAACACGGGGUCUCGGUCGAGGCGCGGAUCGCUGAAGCGUUCCAAGAGUCGAUCGUCCUCGGUGAAAGGUGCCAGCGCGGCAACACCAUGGCAGGGGAGCCCCGUUGCAUCGCUGUUUGCCGGUCAGCUUCGUCUUCGGCUGACGUGCCCGCGCUGUGGCCAGCAGAGCAACACGUUCGACCCGUUCGUCUGUCUCUCACUGCCCAUACCGGCGGCGAGCCAGUGGCUCUGUCAUGUCCACUUUGUCCCGCGCAACUCCCCGCCCACGAAGCUGGCCUUCCACAUGGAUUUUGGGGCACCGAUGGAGCAAGUGCGACUCCGGAUAGCCACAGAGUGCCACAUUCCACCCCACCAGCUGCUCCUGCUGGAAGAGACCAAAGACGGGUUUGGAUUGCUGUUCGAGGGCGACGAGAUUGCCAGCGCUCUGUCGGCAAACUCCCGCUUGGUCGCCCUGGAGCUGGCGCCUGCGAGCACGGACCCAGCCGUUCCCAAGGACAGCCAGAUUCUCGUCCUGUGUCGGUCAAAGGUCGGCACUUCCGGUCCUUGCCUGGGUGCCUCGCGAGCAGCCUGGGUGUCCAGGGAAGUCUCGGUUCUGGAGCUGAAGAAGAAGCUGCUCGAGGGCCUCCCCACAUCAAGGCAGUCGGCACUGAAAGACCAGGACUUGGUGAACAGGCUGGAUGUGCUGGUGUGGGACGCCCGCCUGAGCCUUCCGGCGGACGUGGACCACCCGCUCUUCCUGGAGUUCGUGGACUGUCUGCUGGAGUCGUCGAGGGACCUCGCGCCGGCACCCCUGCUCCGAGUGGUCCUUCAGUGGGAGCCACAAGUUGCCGACCGGCUGUUCCUGGCUGAAGAUUCCAUCGUGGACGAUAUCGGUGUGACUCAGCAGGAACCGGAGCCGUCGGUGUCUCUUUCGGACUGUCUUGCCUUUUACUUCACGGAGGAAAAGCUGGAACCAGAAGAGGCCUGGCUGUGUCCCCAGUGCGACAGUCGGCAGCAAGGGUUCGCGCAGCUCGGGCUCUGGUUCUGCCCCGAGAUCUUAGUCAUACACCUCAAGCGCUUCCAUCAGAACGGAGGCCGUCACAGCAAGCUGGCAACACGGGUCGAGAUUCCUUUUCAAGAUCUGGACCUCAGCGGUCACCUCUGCCAGGGUGCUUCGGGGUCUGGCAGCGCCCUCUACGACCUGUACGCCUUCUGCAGCCACCAUGGGACAGGACUGCAGGGGGGCCACUACACAGCUUGCUGUAAAAACCCCGUGGACGAACAGUGGUACCUGUUCGACGACGCCCGGGUCCGUCGAGCGUUGGAUGAAGAUCUGGCCGCGCGCGACGCCUACCUGCUGUUCUACCGAAGGCAGCCGGUGACCUCUCGCGUGACACGCUCAGUUUCUCCGGGGCACUGGUUCACGAGGACUCCGCUGCCGACGAGCCGGAGCCACCAGCACCUGGCACGUAGUUCGCCGUCGAGGAGCGCCAGCAACCCGUCGGUCCGCGGCGAACCGUUGCAGCAGGCCUCGUCCCCGAGCGACAGCAUCGACACCGACUUCGGUGCACAGUCACCGGGGUCUCCUCCUUCCCUCCGGGAACUUGGUACCGACUUUUCGCCGUCUGCUGUGAAGACAAGUUUGAUGGACAGCUCAGCGUCUUCCGAUAUAACGUAAGUUUAUAUGCAUAAAAAAUUGA
This is a messenger RNA of Dermacentor silvarum, 3612 nucleotides long. RefSeq names its product ubiquitin carboxyl-terminal hydrolase 43. NCBI's taxonomy places the organism in Eukaryota, Metazoa, Arthropoda, Arachnida, Ixodida, Ixodidae. The coding region runs from base 1059 to 3590 and encodes 843 amino acids. The record is from RefSeq and is a predicted model, not a curated record. The transcript has 10 exons. Gene Ontology annotation, biological process: protein deubiquitination. Gene Ontology annotation, molecular function: cysteine-type deubiquitinase activity.